AUGUGGCAGGGCAUCCAGGUGAUCACCAAAUACAGAACAACUCCACCUGCCUGUGACAGUGAUGCCUCCCUUCCAGAUGCUCUGAACAACUUCUACGUUCAGUUUGAGGCACAGAACAACAGUGAUCCAGGAAGAGUCGACCCACCAGAGGACUACGAUGAUGCCGUCACUGCUGGACCGAUCCCUGAUCACGUGGAUGAGGAUGAAGCUGAGAAUUAUGAUGACGCCAUUACAGCUGAUCAGAAGUCAGUUAUACUGACAGAGGACGUGUCCGAGAACUAUGAUGAUGCAGUCGAUGCUGCAGUGGUGUGUAGAGAGCUGCGCUGUGGGGAGGCUGUAAACGCACCACAAUAUGGUCACUUUGGACCAGGAUCAGGACCAAUCUGGAUGGUUGGUGUGAACUGUAGAGGAUCAGAGUCGACACUGAAGGACUGUGGGUCAUGGGGGAGAGGGGAGAGUUACUGUAAUCAUGGUCAUGAUGCUGGAGUCACCUGCUCAGGUCAGAAUGUGAGACUCACUGCUGGUCCUCACCAGUGCUCUGGGAGAGUGGAGGUGUUUCAUGGAGGUUCCUGGUCCACAGUGUGUGAUGCUGACUUUGACCAGCAGGAUGCAGAGGUUGUGUGUCGAGAGCUGGACUGUGGGAUUCCUGUGGAGGUUCUGGGAUCAGCUGCUUUUGGACGAGGGGAGGGUCAGGUGUGGACAGAGGAGCUUCAGUGUAGAGGAACUGAAUCUGACAUUACCUUCUGUCCAACAUCAUCUUCACUCAAACACUCACACUGUUCCCAUGACAACGAUGUGGGAUUAAUAUGUUCUGGUCACACAGAGGCGCGGCUGGUGAACGGACCGGACUCCUGUUCUGGUCGAGUGGAGCUCCAGUACCUCUUGCCUUGGGGAACAGUGUGUGAUGAUUACUUUGAUAUUAAAGAAGCUGCAGUGGUGUGUAGAGAGCUGCGCUGUGGUGAGGCUGUAAAUGUGAGGUAUGUUGCUCACUUUGGACGAGGAUCAGGACCAAUCUGGGUGAAUUAUGUGAACUGUAGUGGAUCAGAGUCGACACUGAAGGACUGUGGGUGUGUGUGUGUGUGUAAUAAAGACCCCCGCUCCAUCAGGUUGGUUGGUUCUGGGGGAGACUGUGCAGGAAGGCUGGAGGUUUUCCACAGCGGCUCGUGGGGGACAGUGUGUGAUGACUCGUGGGAUAUUGAGGAUGCCCAGGUGGUGUGCAGACAGCUGCAGUGUGGAGUGGCCCUCAGUACCCACAUACCAGCCUGGUUUGGUCCUGGAACUGGGUCCAUAUGGCUGAAUGAGGUGGAGUGUGAGGGGAACGAGACGUCCCUGUGGAACUGCAGAUUUCAGCUGUGUGAAGAGGGUGAAUGUGGACACCAUGAGGACGUAGGAGUCGUCUGCUCAGAGUUUAAAGAGAUCCGACUCUCAGAGGGCUGUGAGGGGAAUCUGGAAGUGUUCUACAAUGGAACCUGGGGUAAUGUGUGUUACAAUCAGAUGGAUGAUGAGACGGUAAACAUGGUGUGUCGAGAGCUGAACUGUGGAAGACGAGGCAGUCUGUCAAACACUGAAGCACGAGUAAAAUCUGCUCCUAAUUGGCUGGAUGAACUGAAAUGUAGGAAACACGACUCUAAUCUGUGGCAGUGUCCAUCUUCACCCUGGGGACAGAACAGAUGUGAUAAUCGUGAUGAAGUGGCUCGUAUUACCUGCACAGGUAAAGAAGAUGGAACGUCUCUACGUACUCAUGGGACAUGUUCAUCAUUUCCUCUUCAGAAAUACUGCUCAAAGCACUGGUCUCUCAGGCUGAGUGGAGGAAAGGGAAGCUGCUCUGGGAGGUUGGAGGUGUAUCAUAACUCUACGUGGGGCUCCGUUUGUGAUGAUCGGUGGAACAUCAGGAACGCUCAGGUGGUGUGCAGACAGCUGGGCUGUGGGUCGGCGCUGAGUGCUGAUAGGAAUGUUUGGUUGGGUUCUGGUGAAGGGACUAUCUGGAUGAACAGAGUGAAGUGUCGAGGGGAUGAGAUUCACCUGUGGGACUGUCAUCAUUCCCUGAAGAACCACACUGACUGCUCUCAUGCUGGAGUCACCUGUGCAGGUCAGAGGGGUGUGCUAACUUUUCAGCUUUCUGUCUCAGUGAUAAGACUUGAUAACUUUUAUUUAGAAUCUUAGAUGUUUGAUUGAAAGCUCAGACCCUAAACUGUAAAACACUGAUCAGCAUGUCAUAAACCUUA
Hemibagrus wyckioides is the source of this 2225-nucleotide messenger RNA. Its product is annotated as scavenger receptor cysteine-rich type 1 protein M130-like. Gene Ontology annotation, cellular component: membrane. The record is from RefSeq and is a predicted model, not a curated record. Lineage: Eukaryota; Metazoa; Chordata; Actinopteri; Siluriformes; Bagridae. The transcript has 13 exons. The coding region runs from base 1 to 2163 and encodes 720 amino acids.